UAACAAGUGUAUUGAAUAAUGGUUUCCAUUUCAGAUAUGGUUGCCAGCCAGCCAUGAAGAAUGACCAACACACACACACCAUCAUCUCCAUCCUUUUUUAUAUUAAAAAAAUUAUUAUUCGAAAGAUUUAUUUAUGGAUUCAUUUAUUCCUGUUUUUACUCUCUACCUGUGACCUUCCUUCCUUAUAAUCUUUGGCGUCGUUUUUUUUCAUGAUUUCUUGUUGAAGGCUUUCUCUCUCCUCCAGGUAUCUUCUCGCUGCCCAUUCUAUCAUUGCACAGUGAAAUGAUAAAUUCGUAAUAAUCUUAGUGCGGUUGAUGGGUUUUCCCAUUUUUUUCUAUUGGAUUAUAGUUCACUUCAGAUCUAAUUGUUGCCCUUCUGGGAAAAAAAAUUGUUGGAUUAGUUAACAAAGCGUGUGGCUCGUGAUUUUUCUGUUAUUUUUUAACAGGUUUGAUUUCAAGUGAUUGGGGGUGAUUCGAACGAUGGCAACCCUGAAGAAGAACAAUUAAGAUUAGUUUUGUUUAUUUCAUUGAAUAAUUGGAAGGAAGUCGAGAUCAAAGUGGAUAUUAUGGGUUAUCUGAAUUCAGUAUUGACUUCGUCUUCUAACAAAAUGGAUGCGGAUGAUGCACCCGUCAGCGGUGGAGGUCUCAGUCAGGAUGGGAAAUUUAGCUAUGGAUACGCAAGCUGCUCAGGAAAAAGGUCAUCAAUGGAGGAUUUCUAUGACACAAGGAUUGAUGGUAUAGAUGGAGAGGUUAUUGGUCUAUUUGGAGUUUUUGAUGGUCAUGGAGGGGCUCGAGCUGCAGAAUACGUUAAGCAAAACCUUUUCAGCAAUUUGAUUAAACAUCCAAAUUUUAUUUCAGAUACCAAAUCAGCAAUAGCUGAUGCAUACAGCCAUACAGAUUCUGAAUUUCUAAAAUCAGAAAACAGUCAGAAUAAAGAUGCUGGUUCAACCGCUUCUACUGCUAUUCUCGUUGGCGACCGUUUAUUGGUUGCUAAUGUUGGGGAUUCAAGAGCUGUUAUCUGCCGUGGUGGGCAUGCCAUCGCUGUUUCCCGGGAUCACAAGCCAGAUCAGAAGGAUGAGCGGCAACGCAUUGAAGAGGCCGGAGGUUUUGUGAUGUGGGCAGGUACCUGGCGAGUUGGAGGUGUACUUGCCGUUUCCCGAGCAUUUGGCGACAGGCUUUUGAAGCAAUAUGUUGUUGCAGAUCCAGAAAUCAAGGAAGAAAGGGUUGACAGUUCACUUGAAUUCCUUAUCCUUGCAAGUGAUGGGCUAUGGGAUGUAGUGACAAAUGAGGAAGCGGUGUCGAUGGUGAAGCCAAUAAAAGAGCCGGAGGAAGGAGCAAAAAGGCUGAUGCAGGAGGCUUAUGAGAGGGGGAGUUCAGAUAACAUCACCAUUGUCAUCGUCCGUUUCCUGGCUAAUGACGAUGAUCAUCAUCCAGUUGCUGUCGUGGAUUCAUCUUCUUCUUCUCACAACAGUAGUAGUGGUGCGUCUCUGGUUAACUAGUUAUAGUAAUACUAAGCAAGUGAUAUGACGUCUUUCUUUCUUUCUUUCACACAAGCUUUUAAUGUAAUUUGUAAGUAAUACACUUAUAGGAUGAUGGGGGAUAACAUAAACUGAAGAAAGGACUCCACAGUAGAAUGUGUGCGACUACCAGCUUAUAUUACACUGAAACGAGUGAACCUCUACUAUUAUUGUUGUUGUUUUAAUUGUGAUUCUGUGUUUCAUUACUAUUGCUGUUUUUGUUUUUAUUGUUGUUACAUUAUUUUAUUAUUGUUCUCGGGUAUAUCAUAUGAUUUACUCGUUUUCAUUAUUUUUUAAUUAUAUCAUUUCGGCAGAAUGCAAAACCUUGCAUUUCGGGUACUUAUGCUACAGAUGUUGUUUGUUGACUUUUGAUGAAGAAUCAAUUACACCUCGAGAUAGCUGUUAGAAAUCAUUUGCAAUGGAGUCAAAG
Cuscuta epithymum is the source of this 1946-nucleotide messenger RNA. The record is from the annotation of a GenBank genome assembly. NCBI's taxonomy places the organism in Eukaryota, Viridiplantae, Streptophyta, Magnoliopsida, Solanales, Convolvulaceae.